This is a messenger RNA of Colletotrichum navitas, 1195 nucleotides long. RefSeq names its product concanavalin A-like lectin/glucanase domain-containing protein. The record is from RefSeq and is a predicted model, not a curated record. Lineage: Eukaryota; Fungi; Ascomycota; Sordariomycetes; Glomerellales; Glomerellaceae. The coding region runs from base 1 to 912 and encodes 303 amino acids. Gene Ontology annotation, molecular function: cellulase activity. Gene Ontology annotation, biological process: polysaccharide catabolic process. The transcript has 4 exons.
AUGGGUGAGAGUCCCCGGUUAAUUAAUUGCCUUAUGAUCCAAAUGCUGCAGCACAAUCAGUAUCCAGAAAAAAAGGGUGUCCCUGGCCACCGCCAAGAGUCGCCUCUCAUGGGAUCCUGCUGCUCAACCUCUGACGACUCGUCCCAUCACGAACUGGAGCCAGCCCGUCCCGCGCAGCCGCCGCCCAACAUGCCGCCGCCGCGCAACCACAUCGUCACCCUCGAGAAGAAAUGGGCCUACCACGCCAUCGACGGGUACGAGCUCAACAAUAACACCUGGGGCCUCGAGAGCGCCACCUCCGGCUCCCAGCGCACCCACUACGACGGGCCGAGCCCGCCCGGCGCCUCGGGGGCCGCCGGCAUCUCGUGGUCCACCGACUGGGAGUGGCGGGGCGGCGAGCACAACGUCAAAUCGUACGUCUACGGCGCCCGCCAGCUCGAGCGCCGCCUCCUGAGCGAGAUCCAGGCCCUGCCGACCGAAGCCGAGUGGCACUACAGCACCUGGGACGUGCGGGCCAACGUCGCCUACGACAUCUUCACCGACCCCGACAAGGACCACGCCAACAGCAGCGGCGAGUUCGAGGUCAUGAUCUGGCUCGCGAAGCUGGGUGGCGUGUGGCCCAUCAGCGAGUCCAAGGCGCCCAUCGCGCACGUCGAGCUCUGCGGCCACCAGUGGGAGCUGCACUUUGGUUACAACCACGGCGGCGCGAUGAAGGUGUACAGCUUCCUGCCGGUCAACGGCCCGAUCCAGCACUUCAACGCCGACGUGAAGCAGUUCUUCAACUUCCUCAGCCAUCAGUUCGAGUUCCCGCAGCACAACCAAUACAUGCUGGUCUACCAGCUUGGCACCGAGGCCUUCACCGGAGGGCCCGCCGAGUUUGUCGUGCCCAAGUUCAUCGCCAAUGUUAUUUGAGAACGAGUCGCGCGCGCGCGUGUGCGAACCCUUGCUUCAUGAUACCAUAGGGAACCGUUGCCGGAGUAGAUUUCAUGCUUAUAACCCAUACAGUCUAUAGUAGUAAUACAUAACUUAAUACAUGAGGGGAGACGGCCACGCACCAGCCUCAGGUCUCGCCUAUCAUGCAACGCAAUGGUCCACGCCAGCUGUCAACAAGAGCUUGGCGUAUUGCUGAUGCAGGCAAACUGUUACGCCUCCCAGAGGCACGCCUUUACCCUCGCUCACGCCAUUGGGAACUUUG